GCACGAGGGUCCCACGAACGGAGGAGCUCGAACGUGCAGAUCACCAGCAUCAUGGAGGAGGGCAAGCUGUCGCCAGUGCUGGACGGCCACCCGUCGCUUCGCAUGCCCAGUCCGCUGAUCACUCGCCGAACGCGCACCCAGUCCACGUCUGACCGCGGCAUGCGUAACCCGGACCAGAGCGGCACCAUCGUCAGCUUCUGCCGCACCAAGGGCCACGGCUUCAUCCGGCCCGACGAGCCACGCCCCGGCGAGCCGCUCAUUUUCGUCCACGUGUCCGACGUGGAGGGCGAGUACAUUCCGGUGAAGGAGGACCGCGUGACGUUCCGGCUCUGUCAGAUCCCGCCCAAGAUGGAGCGCAGCCAGGCCAUCCACGUGCGCAUUAUCAACUUUUGCCACACCAAACACCACAAGUGGAACGACCCGCCGUCGGCCGAGGAGAAGACCGAGGACAGCGCCACCUUCGUCAACUGAACGCCGGACGGGUGGUGGCCGGCGGCCGUCGCGCCGACCGCACCCUCC
Pollicipes pollicipes is the source of this 519-nucleotide messenger RNA. RefSeq names its product cold shock domain-containing protein CG9705-like. Bases 52 to 471 code for a protein of 139 amino acids. The record is from RefSeq and is a predicted model, not a curated record. Gene Ontology annotation, molecular function: mRNA 3'-UTR binding. Gene Ontology annotation, cellular component: cytoplasm. Lineage: Eukaryota; Metazoa; Arthropoda; Thecostraca; Pollicipedomorpha; Pollicipedidae. Gene Ontology annotation, biological process: regulation of mRNA stability. The transcript is spliced from 5 exons.